AUGCUUGUUUCUGCAUUAGUUUAUCGUUUAGACAAGCUUUCCAAGCUUUAUGUUGAUACUUGUGAAGAAACAUUCGUAUUAGAUGCAUUUUUCCGUUUACAGAACGAAGAGUCAACGGAUCGAAGGGCAUUUGCCCUUUUAAGCCUUUUAAGAGAACACAUUGACUAUCACGGAUAUGGAGUUCUUCCUAUGGCAACAGAGUGCGGAACUGAAAUCUUUGCAUCCCCUAAUGGAGAGUCGGUAGUACGAAUUGCCAAUGUUGACGAUGAGUACCCUGAAUACAAGCUGAGUCUUCCCUCGGACUGGUCUGGAGCAUCACCACCAAAAUGGCACGAUUACGUACUGUGUGGGUGGAAAGGAAUCAUGGAGAAACUCAACUGUGAUCAAGUGGGAUUUGACCUCAUGGUUAAAGGCACAAUUCCUCCAUCAUCUGGACUUUCCAGUAGUUCUUCUCUCGUAUGUGCAGCAGCCCUUACAACAUGGAUGAUUCAUACAAAGAAGACCUUUAAUGGCUUGACGAGGCAAGAUUUGCAUGUGGAUUUUCUCGAUUAUCUCAAGGAAGAACUAGCAGACCUAUGCGCUGUUGCUGAACACUAUAUUGGGACACAAGGUGGCGGCAUGGAUCAAGCAGCGGAGAUUCUUGGUGUGGAAGGUGGUGCCAUGCGAAUUGACUUUGCACCCCUUCGAUCGAGAUUGGUCAAAUUGCCAGACGCUGCAAGAUUCAGCGUGCUUCAUUGUGGAGUUACACUGAACAAGGCUGCCACGUCGCACUACAACGAACGCGUAGUGGAAGGCCGCUUGGCAUGCAAACUUCUGCUCAAAAACGCAAAUGCAUCUACGAAAACAUCUUUGUUGCGAUUGAAGGAUGUGCAGGAAGCCCUAGGAAAAUCCCUCGAAGAAAUGGUAGCAAUGUGUGAUUGUUUACCUGUUGAAUCAACUCGUGACGAACUGGAAAGUUUGUUGACAAAAGAAAUGGUUGCUGAAUGCCUCGGCCGAAACGUGGAACUGUCAAAAUUCAAAAUACGCUCGAGAGCACGUCAUGUUUAUAGUGAAGCCCUAAGGGUUGAACAGUUUGAAGAAGCCUGCAAAGCAGGAGACUUGCAAAGGAUGGGAGAACUGAUGAACGCUAGUCAUGAAAGUUGUAGCAAGGAUUAUGAAUGCAGCUGUAAGGAAAUGGACGAGUUGAUAAAUCACUGCCGUACUGCAGGCGCCAUAGGCGCCCGUCUUACCGGAGCUGGCUGGGGUGGAUGCGCAGUAGCACUUAUCGACAAUAGAACUCCUGUAGAGUUAGGAGAAAAAGAGCUUUUUAGCACUAAGCCAUGUCGUGGAAUAACAGGAGAAUUCCUCUAA
Molecule: messenger RNA, 1350 nt
Organism: Cylicostephanus goldi
Lineage: Eukaryota; Metazoa; Nematoda; Chromadorea; Rhabditida; Strongylidae
Source: the annotation of a GenBank genome assembly